CUUUGAGCUCUGUGGCAGAGAGCUCAGAGAAUCUGGGAUCUGGCUGGUUAGCAGGGCUCUCAAGGCAGCAUCACAAGACAACAGACCUCCCAGCUGGCUGGGGAGCCAAGGAAAAUGUCUCCAGCCAGGGGACAGGGUGCUAGGAAUCAGGGCUACAGCCCCAUCUUCAGUUCAUGGAGUGCAGGAGUUUUCCAGGUGGAUCUGCAGGAAAGACUUGGCCGCCUCUGCCACGGGAGCGAGCGCUCAGCCAUCGCUGGGCGGGACGGGAAGCGCAGCCCGGAGUGGGUUCCAGGCAGGACUGCCACGGCUGGGGCAGGGUUUACCUUCCACCAAACUCCUCCUUCCACGGCGGCAGAGCUUCGCUGCCGGCUGUUCCUGCCUCUCUCCUGAGGGGCUCCCUCGCAGCCCAAGAUCUCCCCUGGCUUUGGUGCCCAGCAGCACGUUCUCCCAAAAUGAUGGAGAAUAAAGUGUUCCUGUCAUUCACGUUCUACAGCACAAUUCUGAUUUUAAAAAUGUAUGUCGUUGCCAUCAUUACGGGGCAAGUGAGACUCAGAAAGAAGGCAUUUGCAAACCCAGAGGACGCCCUGCGCAACGGGGGGCUGCAGUUCUGCCGCGAGGACCCUGACGUGGAGCGGUGCCGCAGGGCCCACCGCAAUGACAUGGAGAACAUCUUCCCCUUCCUCUUCCUCGGAGCCAUCUACUCCCUGCUGGAUCCCAGUCCCACCGUGGCCAGGAUCCACUUCCUCAUCUUCUGCGUGGGACGGAUCAUCCACACCAUUGCCUACCUCCUGCAGCUGAGGGCACCCACACGCUCCGUGGCCUACAGCGUGGCCCAGCUGCCCUGCUUCUCCAUGGCCCUGCAGAUCCUGCUGGCCACCAGCCCCUACUGGUAACAGCCAGAGAGACCCACCACCCAAACCCCUCAUCCUGACUCUGCUGGGCCCCCUGAGAGGGUGUGUGUGUGUGUGUGUGUGUGUGUGUGUGUGCGUGAGAUGUCACCAGGGAGGUCACCUGCACCCUGAGGAUGUUCAGUGCAGCCUUGAUGAAAUUCCACCGCCAUCGGAAUUUGUCAGAGGAGUCACCAGAGAGAAGGGACGUGCAGGAAGGGGAUGUGGAGGCAGGUUUCUCUCUCUCCUGCUGAGGGUGAGAGGUGGAAAGCACAUGGACUACCCCUUGAAGAAGGGGUCAUUGAGGGAAAGGUUUUCUGUGUUUGGAACUGUGACUGAGACCUUUUCCUCCUGGUCAUGAAUAUCCCAUGGAUCAGGCAGGGAAAAUCGUGAGGGUCCCACAAAGUCUCUUAGCAGAUGUGGUUGGUAGCAGAGGUUAUAAAGCAGCCACCCUGCUCCUGCCCAGCCAUGUGCAUCUCUGGGAAUGUGAGUCCCUUAGGAUUUAGUCCCUUAGGUUCCCACUCCACCAAGGAGGACGGGAGGCAGGUGCCUUCCAGGCAGCCUGACAGCGGAGUCCAAAUCUCAGGGGCGAAGCCAUUCAGUGCUCCCCGUGCCACCUCGUCUCACACCACAGCACACAGCUCCCUGCAGCAGGACUCUGGAGCUCCUGGCAGCUCCCAGCCAGCAGCAGCUGAGGCUUUUCCAUCUCAGCCUCACCACAGCAAGAUGCAGAGUGACAUGCCUGGAGAAGCCAGCAGGAAUCCUUUACCCUGGACACGCAGCCUGAACGCAUUUGCCGGACACAAAGUUCUGGGACUUCUGGAAUGUCUGAAAUACUGGCACAAAAUGGGGUUUGCAGACAGGGUUUUCUCCCAAAGGGUAGUCUAGUCCACAUGCCAUUAAUACCUGAAAAUGCCCCCAGGGCAUCAGACUGAGUUUCUCCCCCUCUGUUUGUAGCCUUUCUCUGGCCCGUUGCUAUUUGGGAAAUGUGCUGUGAUUGCCUUAGGGAAGUUUUCUUUCAGCUGUUUCCUGCUGUCCACUGCUGCCACGCCAUUCACAGCCCGGACCAGCUGGUGUUUGCAGAAAGCUCUGGAAAUGAGCAGAGGGGCUUUGAAGGGAGCAUUGCUGCUCUGCAGUGUCACCCAAAGGUGUGGUGCUGGGGAGGAGAGCUGGGAGCAGGGUACUGCCUGGUGACAAGGGCCCAUCAGCUGCUCUGCCACACAGCUGUCCCCAGUGCCAGGGCUGCUCCCAGCAGCAGCAGCAGUGGAGCAUCCUCUGGAGGAGAAGGCAGGAGAAACCUCUGCUCUUCAGUGCCUCCUCCCUCUGAGGGCAGCACAGAAUUUGAAUAGCAGCACAGGGGCAAGCCAGAAUGAGCAGAAAAUAAAUUCCCCUUCCACCUGUCCUGUGCACUAAGGCUGCUCCCUUGACUCUGCUCUCCUCAGGGAUGCUCUUGCUGAGCCCCCACUGAGCACUGGGGACACACCUGCUCAGACUGAUGUCCAGCCUUUUCUCAGCUCAGGUAGAAGUUUCUGUGCCAGUAACUCCAUCCCAGUGCAGUUGUGGCCUCAGGCUGAGCUGUGUGGUGGAGUUUGGAGUGGAAUUCUUUGCUCUCCCACUGCGAGGAAGGUGGGCAGGAUUGCAGGUUCAGCAUUUCACUCUUGGCCACUUCCCACAGAUGUCUGGGUAACACAGACCCCUCUUAACAAAUCUUUUCUGCCUCACAUGGUGCACAAGGUCUUGCACUCCUGUAUGUUUCUCUGCUGCUGCACAUGCAUCCUGGUGGCAGGAAGCAAAUAUUCCCAAUAAAAACAAAUCAUUGUGCUCUGAUAUAUCCUUCCUUUGGGAGCAGCAGAUGCAGCUGGGCAGCAGCUGGGCCCAGCCCCAGCAGGAUGGGUCCUCAGCAGGAUGUUAAACCCCACUGUAGAGCCUGGAGUGUCCUGGGACUUCUAAAGAGACAUCCCUUUCCUCUGCACUCACCUACCCUGCAGAGGAACCUCUUUUCCAGGUGUGCAUUAUUUGUGCUGAUCCUUUAAAUCCAGCAGAGCUGGGAAUUAUAAGCAGUUCUGCUCACUUUCCCUUCCCUGAGUAGCAAGUUGUUACAAAGCUUGGUGUUCACCCAAAAAUCCUGGAGGGUUGGAGAAACUCAGGUAAGAGCUGGUUGCUCUUCUUUCUGUUCUUAGGACUCAUAAAGGAGCUGCUUGUGUUUUCCAAGAUAAGUAAACCACCCCCCCCCCUUUUUUUUUUUUUUUUCCACUAGGUUGCUGGGAAACAAAUGCUUCAUUUCUCUGGUUUUCCCCUAUUUUCUUAAGUUGUUGGUGGUUGGGAGGUGCUGCCCUGUCUGUGUUAGUUUCAGAAAAUGGCUCCACUUGGUUGUUUUCUUUCCCUGUUUGUUUUCAAAUGAGAAAGGCAGUGGUUUUAUAAAAUGGACUCUCUCCAGUACAUGUUGCUGAGGUUGGAGAUGUGGCUGGGAUGGAGAUUUUGGCAUAGGAAGGAAGAAGGGAGGCUCCAGAACCCCAUUCCAACCCCCAGAUCUGCCAGCUGCUUCAGCCUCUUCUCAGCUGCCUGUCCAGUGCCUGAGGCUGAUGCCCUGCUCAGGAAAGCUGAGGUUACAUGCAAAGUUCUGCUUUCUCCCUUUUUAUUAAAAAAAAAAAACAAAAAAACAAAAAAAAAAAAACAAACUCUGCUUACUGGCUGCAGGGAAAAGCUUGGGAAUGUGAACUCUCCUGGCUCAAAAAAAAAACAAACACAAAAAGCCUGCAAGGCAAACUUAAGAGAGGCCCAGGAAUUGCACUUAUUUUGAAGUGUUGUGGAAGUUUGGGGGAAGCAAAACUAAGCUGGGCUCGGUUGCUUGGGCAGCACCAGUCCCAUCAGGGCUCUCCUGGGACCAGGUGAUCAGAGCCACUGGCUCUUCCCUGGACACUGCCAGUGGUUGCUGCAUGUGAGAGGCAUUCCUGCCUUUUCCCAACUGAUAUCUAUAGCCCAGAGCUCCCAAAUUCCUGCUCUGGCAUCAAUGUAGGCAAAGGACGUGCCCAGUGUCUCCUGCUGCUCCAGGAGAGCAAGGACAGUGGUUGCACCCACCAGUCUGUCUCUGGGGUUUGGUGUGUGCCUUGUAUGUCCAACAACUUGUUCUUCACACCUGGCUCAAACAGGAGACAGCAACGCUGUGAAACCCACCUGGGACUGCAGAACAACAAUCUGGUGCUUAAGUGGGUACAAAUUUCAGUUAGACUUUAGGAAGAAUUCUUUUCCUGUGAGGGUGGUGGGACACUGGUACAGGCUGCCCACAGAGGCUGUGGAUGCCCCAGCCCUGGCAGAGUUCAAAGCCAGGUUGUUUGAGCAACUUUGGUCUAAUUCAAGCUGUCCCUGCCUACGGCAGGGUGGGAUGUGAGUAGGUGACCUUUAAGGUCCAUUCCGCCCCGUUCUGUGGUUAAAUGUGUGAAUGUGACUCACAUCACCAGUACGUGUCUUCCCUCACGGUGUUGGGAGAAAAGCAAGUGGAGACCCGGCACAAGGCGCUUUCCCUCCCACACUCUUCGGGUGCUUCAAGCCCCAGGAUCCACCCAGCCCUGCUCACGGACACAUCUCUUGUGCUCACGCCUCUUCCUCACCUGCCUGCCCCGCUCCCGGGUCUCUCUUCAUCCAGAGCAUUCCCUGGUGGGAUCUGGACCAAGAUUCCUUCUUGGAAAGCUUACCUUUAACACAGAUCGCUCUUCCUUUGCUGCCCGCCCAACAUCCCCAUUCCCUCUAGCAGAUGGGACUUUGAUCCACAAUUCCCCUUGAGGAAUUGAGAUUCCUGUGACUUGCAGACGGAGCCGGCUCUACAGCCAUGGGCAUUUCGAAGGGGAGAAGACAACGGCGCUUCCCUGCUGCUCUCUGGCACACCAGGAUGAAGUUGGCACCGGGAAAACUCUUUCCAGCGGGGGUUUUCUAGCCCGAUGUGGGGCUGAGCUGUGAGACAUCCCCGGCUUGAGCCGUGGGCCGGGGGAUCGGCCCCGGGCUGCGCUGAGCGGGGCUGCAGCACCCUCGUGUGGCUGCGGGACCUGCGGGGACACGGGGACCCUGCCCGGACACCGCACCCGCGCAUCCUGGAGCUGGGGGUGCGCGUGGAGAGUUCGGGGCGCAGGGAAGGUGCCAUUCCUUGGGGAACGGGUUGAGGAGGAGGAGGAUGAUGUCUGCUCCAGCGCCCAUCAGCCUCUCCAAAGCAGGCAAGGUGCGAUGUGAGUUCCGGGGAGAUCCUCCCAUCACUGCGGACUUGCUCUUUGGGAGUCACCUGGUUGAAAACAGAGUGGUUUGAGGAAGGAAACAGUUUGUAAAUAUCCUUGCAAACUUCCCCCGCUUCUGAAGUUGUGGUGUAUGGCUGCAAUGCUGUGCAUCUCCAUGCAAGAGUUCUUCCUUACUCGUGAUAACUCUUCCUGGGCUUUGUGACACCAGCUGCAAGAGGGACCUUUGCUUCCUCCCUUCUUCCCAAGUAACUAUAAAGCAUUACACCCCUGUGCAUAGCUACCCUCCAGCUUCUCUUAGGUUGCUUCCCUGUGGGGUUGGAAAGAAGCAGCAGCGAGCAAAAUAUCUGCUGCAGGGAGGAGAUGCUCCUUCCAUAUGGAGUGUAGAGUUUGGGGUGAGCAUCACGACCCCCAGGACAGGAGCACUGCUCCAAAGGGCAGGAGGGGCUCUGCUGCUGGGAGGUGACACGGUGCUGUCAUAGGAACAUGUUCCUGCAGUUUGUGCAUGCUGCCAGCAGGAUUCAGAGGGUCUUCAGAUCUUCCCGUUGCCACCAGAGGGAGAAGGGCUCAGCAGCACAAGGAUAAAGGAAAAGGAGGAUACUGUCACCACUAUUUGUCUGUAAUUCGUUCUGGACCGGGAUAACCAGGCGGGUGUCCCCGUGAGCUGGAAAAUGUGAGCUCUGUUUUGUCUUGCUGCUGUAGCAGCCGAUGCUGAUGACAACACAAAACUGUUCUCAUUAAAAUAUUCUAAGGGCAAACUUCAACUUUUCAUCAGUCAGCAAGUCACACAUAUGUGUCAGGCUGUGGGGUCAGAAACAAGGAAGGGGGUCCAGAAAGAUCCUUCCAUCACCUGAGACCCACCCUUUUGGAUUCACCUGGUUGAAAACCAACUGCUUUGAGGAAGGAAACAGUUUGCAAAUGUCUUUGCAAUCUUCCCACACUCCCAAAGUCGUAGUGCAUGGAUGGAGACCAGCUGUCCUGCUGAAAUUAGUACUGGUGAUGGAUGUGCCCUUCCAGGGAGGAAAAAUGCCCCCAGUAUCUCCCUCCCCCAUGGAGUGCAGACCCUGCCAGGUGAGCUGCAGCUCUCCACGCUUGUCUGUCCCCUGGUUUGAGAUCCCUCAGAUGUCCACCAGCUCCUGGGAGCUGACUGACCAUGGGUUGAGACCUUCUGCUCUAGUGGAAGAUGAACUGAAGUUGGGACAGUUCAGGCAGGAAAUAAGUGACAUAUUUCCAGCAGCCAACAGUGAUGAGUCACUGGAGGAAUCUGCCCUGGGAUCUGUAAGUUCAUCACUUCCAAGGGUCUCUUGACUCAGGGCUGGAUGCUUUCCAAAGGGAUGCUCUGCACUGGCCACGUGCUGAGGACAUGAGGAUGCUGCUUGGGUGAUAUUCUUUAUGCAGGAGGUUAGACAAUUUGCCUUAAUAAUCUACAAGCCACUUACUGAAUGAAUACAUAAUUGGUUACAAAGCAGCAGCA
Messenger RNA from Pyrgilauda ruficollis (rufous-necked snowfinch), 6581 nucleotides. It is a transcript of the gene PTGES, whose product is annotated as prostaglandin E synthase. The record is from RefSeq and is a predicted model, not a curated record. The transcript has 5 exons. Gene Ontology annotation, molecular function: prostaglandin-E synthase activity. Gene Ontology annotation, biological process: prostaglandin biosynthetic process. Gene Ontology annotation, cellular component: membrane. The coding region runs from base 174 to 893 and encodes 239 amino acids. Lineage: Eukaryota; Metazoa; Chordata; Aves; Passeriformes; Passeridae.